Molecule: messenger RNA, 342 nt
Organism: Macrosiphum euphorbiae (potato aphid)
Lineage: Eukaryota; Metazoa; Arthropoda; Insecta; Hemiptera; Aphididae
Source: the annotation of a GenBank genome assembly
AUGGUUGUAUCAUGUUCAGGGUAUGGGUGUACAAAUAGGCGACAGAAAGAAAACGGGAUACAUUUCCAUCGAUUUCCUCUAAAAAGACCAGAGGUUUCAAAAAAAUGGUUACAUGAAAAAAUGGUUACACGAAAAAAUUUUACACCCAACCAGUACAGCUAUUUAUGCAGUGAACAUUUCACACCUAGUUAUUAUUUAAAUGAAUCUCGUCCAGAGUUAGAUAAGAAGUUGCUUAAAGAUGAAGCAGUUCCAUCAGUCUUUAAAUUACCUCAGCAUUUACAAAAAAACAAAAAGCUAGUCGUCCACUACUUCAAAAUCAUCAAAAAGUUAGUCUAUUUUUAA